Fusarium fujikuroi IMI 58289 is the source of this 1905-nucleotide messenger RNA. RefSeq names its product related to pathway-specific regulatory protein nit-4. Gene Ontology annotation, biological process: DNA-templated transcription. The record is from RefSeq and is a predicted model, not a curated record. Gene Ontology annotation, molecular function: zinc ion binding; DNA binding. Bases 1 to 1905 code for a protein of 634 amino acids. Lineage: Eukaryota; Fungi; Ascomycota; Sordariomycetes; Hypocreales; Nectriaceae. The transcript is spliced from 7 exons.
AUGGCCAGCGGCCUUCCUGUUCGACGUGUAAUACAGCGGGGGAGGCCACCAAGCAAACGCUAUGUUGAGGCGCUCCAGGAAAGGAUUAGAACACUGGAAGCUCAGCUCGAGCGCUUCCAAAACAACGCUGGAAAUCAGGACAGAGGCCUACCGAGCUCCAUCGAAGAUAGUUACAGCACUUCGGAGGGGGAUUCUCUUCCCGAUGAUUCGAGCUACAGAUCUCCAAUCAAGGAUAUAAGCGACCGACUUGGAGCCCUUAACAUUGGUGAAGAUGGCCAGAUCCACUACUUCGGUUCGAGGAGUAACUUCUCACUACUGAAGAACAGUCCUGUAGCGAGUUCAACAGUCUCAUCUCGGGACUUGCAAAAGCAGGCGGCAGAUACACUAGACCAACUGAAUCUUCGCGUUGAGGUAUCCGACGAGUUACGGAACCAUCUCUUGGACCUGUUUUGGAGUUGGCAGAAUACAUGGCAGUACCUCGUCGUCAAGGAAUUGUUCCUCGAGGAUCUGUACAUAACUCAUUCCGGCCGAUAUGCUUCACCUCUGUUGCUCUCUGCGGUAUUGGCGCUUGCAGCUCGGUACUCGGAUCGGGUUGAGCUUCGAAGUAAUCCUCUUGAACAAAAUACGGCGGGUAAUGCUUUGGCUGAGCAGGCUAAGAUGAUACUGUUUUACGAGAGCCAGGCGCCGAAAGUGACGACAGUGCAAGCGACAGCGUUACUUGGGCUUCGAGAGAUAGCUACUGACAAGGAGGCUCUUGGAUGGAUGUAUUGCGGCAUGGCAGCGAGAAUGGCCUUUAACCUCGGACUUCAUCUUGACCGCAGCCACUGGGUUGAAACGGGACACAUAACGAAGGACGAAGCAGAAGUUGGGACCAUUGUUUGGUGGGGAUGCUAUGUUUUAGACAAACUAUUCAACAUUGGACUUGGUCGACCAUCCACUAUCCAAGAACACGAAACAUCUGCCCAGCUGCCUUCUAUGGAUCACAGCGCAGAGUAUGAAUCUUGGCACUCUGAGUCCCCAAUCGGUGAACCUAUCGUUUUCCCACGGAGUCAUCAAGUCUCGAAUAUCCGUGCGACCGUUCAGCUAUUCAGAGUCACAUCAUCGGCCCUGGAUGAGAUAUAUAGACCAGGCAGUCAACAUUCCAAGACUCGGAUUAUGGAACUCGUCACAAAAACGCAUGUCAACAUCAUCGAGUUUCAGAUAAAUCUUCCAAGCUGUCUUCGUCUUUCACCGUCACCACUCGCGCCCACGCUACCUCACAUCUACUUGCUUCACCUCCAAAUUCAUGUUGCAAUAAUCUUGCUGCAUCGACCUUUUGUUGGAGUGCAGCGAAAGACGCUGGACGCUGGCAGCUUUCAUCCGAGCAGCGGAUCAAGCCAUCUCAAGGAGUGCAGCCAGUCCUCACAUUCCAUCAGUAACAUUUUCCGGCUUUACAGCAAACACUACACUUUGCGACGAAUACCAAUCUCAGCCAUUCACUGUGCUUUCACGGCAUCAAUUAUUCUUCUCCUCGAAACUACGUCUACGGAUACUAAAGACCGUGAUCGCGCUAUAGCUUCAUUAAAAGUAUUAGCUGAAGCGCUCGCUGAUAUGAGUACUGCUUGGGCUUGGAGCCAGCGUGCACUGUUUGCGAUUCGCCAAUUGGCUCGAGAAUGGUUAGUUAGCGAAGAUGCAUUUAGUGCACUUGGGAUCAAUAAGGAAGAAAGCCGGCAGGUUAUUGGGGAUACUAUCACAGGUACAACACAAGGGCGUGAUGACGAUGAGUCUAAUAGUUCGCUUUGGGUAGCAGAAGGUCCCCAUUGCUUUGACAUGGAUAUUCCAUUCAUGACUAGCGACGGUCUGGACUACCAGGGAUGGAUAGGCACACUGUUUACAGAACCGGGAUAUCCGGGCGACGCUGCUUGA